This is a messenger RNA of Didymella exigua CBS 183.55, 5166 nucleotides long. RefSeq lists its product as uncharacterized. Lineage: Eukaryota; Fungi; Ascomycota; Dothideomycetes; Pleosporales; Didymellaceae. The coding region runs from base 337 to 4998 and encodes 1553 amino acids. Gene Ontology annotation, molecular function: ATP binding; protein kinase activity. Gene Ontology annotation, biological process: protein phosphorylation. The transcript has 9 exons. The record is from RefSeq and is a predicted model, not a curated record.
CUUGGGUUCUGGAAGGGCGCGGAUUCUACUCAGCCGAGUCCAGGCGUACACGAUUGAACCAUCUGCUGCCGCUGGUGCCUAGACGUGUAAGCGCUUGCUGCUGAGUGUCGCAGUUGCCAAGCGUUGCAGCGCAUGCAGGUCCUAUGUGAUUGGAGGAACUGUCCAAGAUUGGGACGUUGUCGAUGACAGCCACCACAAGUGCGGCUGUUGACCGGUGACCAGCGUGCGGCAACUUCUUUCCCCGUCAGGACUCUCCACGGCUGUGCCCUCGUUGAGCGAAAGCACAACCGACAUCCAAAAUCGAUCAGCAUCGACCAGCACCUGGGAAACGGAAGAAUGACAGAUAUCAUGGAUGGGGAUCCCCCAUGCAUGGUUGCCCAUGACUACUUAGAACAAAAUGCAGUACAGCCGAUCAGGGAAUGCUAUCCUUCCGGUAGUGUCUCGCUGUAUGUACCUGCGCGGAAGAUCAGGGAACUGUUCGAAGCCAAGCCCCUUGGUUUGACAGUUGAAUCACUGUUUCUCUGCCCUUGCAGGCGAUGCACUCGGGACGGCGGAUCAGUAGAAAAGCGUUCAAACUGCUUCAACGAGCGUAGGAGACCGCAGGAACUGAAGGGGGAGUAUGCCCUGAUCUACGCACUACUGAUUUAUGUUCUCCGCCCUGGUCUCAUCCAGGUGUUCCAGAAGUACGAAAUAAAGCUGGAAGGGACCAAGUACCUUUCCGACGUGGACUUCGACAAUUUAAGGCGUCGUGAAAAGAUAGGUGAUCUAGGGGUAGUACAAAGGAAAAUACUGGACGGGCAGUAUAGCUUUCUCGUACGGACACUUCGACCCGCAUCAGACAUCGUCUUCAUCCCGGCAAAAGAGCUGUUGCCGAUCAAAGAGGAUGCAGAGCUCAAGGGGGAAGGAACAUUUGCAGAAGUCCGAUGUUUCGAAUUCCAAGACGACGAUUAUCGGUCGCGGGACUUUGGACCACAUAUUCAAAGGUUUGCUCGCAAGAUCUUCAGGCAUGGUAUGGUCAAAGACUCCGCGAAAGAAUGGUACAAUCUCCAGAGGCUUUCGAAAGAGGAAGACCACCCUCACCUUAUGGCGGCUUUGGGCGCGUACUGGCAUGGUAGUCACUUCUUCAUUUUGCAGGAAGAAGCUGACAGAUCACUUCACGACUACCUCAAGGGACCAGGAGACAUAUUCGACUCCCCGGAGCUCUGGACGCAGAUGCAAGGCGUUGCUGAAGGGCUCAACACUCUCCACAAACUUUACAAAGGGACCACGAUCGCUUACCACCAGGAUCUGAAACCCGCAAACAUCCUGAUAGUAAAGGGAACGAUGAAGAUUGCAGAUUUUGGUCUGCUCGAAUUAAAGCCGGCAACGUUGCCAGCUGAAACCGACCCGACCGGUAUUCCGAACGAGCACAACACUGGCUACUAUGCCGCCCCUCGUCAAGGCAAAUACACUCGAGAAUGCGAUGUAUGGUCACUGGCAUGCAUAAUGUCUGAAAUCGCAACUUGUGACAUCCAAGGCCGGGAUGGAGUUAGCCACUACAAGAAGGCUCGCAUGGCUGAUGGGCCAUCUGGCAAAGACACUCCGCGCUUCUUCUCUGGGCGAAAGGUCAAGAAUGCAGUGCUACACAUGCAUACACAGCUCUAUGAAUUUGUUCAGAGCCCGUCGCCUAUUUUGGAGGACCCAACAAGGCAAUUGCAAAAGAAGUUCUACAACGAGAAGUUCUUCGACCUCUUGAACAAGAUGUUCAGGUGGGGUCGCGCGUCCGCAGACUUACUGGAAGUCCCAGAUGGGGAUAUCAGACUCGAUGCAGCGCAUGUUGUCGAAACGCUUGAGUCGUUGCGCAAGGAAUCUUACCCCGCAACUGAUCUUGACAAUAGAAUUGACAACCUUAGUCUAGGUCAAUGUCUGCAGGAAGCACAUGUUUUGGGCUCUCGGAUGGAGAUGUACCUCGCCGAAUUCGAGGAAAGCUUGACCUGGAGAAACCGAACAACAUUCUGUGCUACGACCGUUACUGAUCUCAAACAGUACAUCGUUAACUUGCAGCAUAUACAACACAGAGAGCGCCGCCAGCAAGGUCUCGGCCGUCUGGGGCUGUUUCUCGAAAGGUUCCAAGAGUUUGGCGGACUGAUCACUAAUUUACCCAACGUUGAGCAAGUCAUGGCAUCAAUCUGGGGCCCUGUGAGAUUCUUGCUGGAGGCAACAGACGGCAACACUAACGCCUUCAAUGAGAUUCUCGACGUCUACGAGCAGAUAGGAAGAGCCCAACCCGACGUAUUCAUGUACAGAGAGCUGUUCACAACUCAGCCAGACCUGAUUAGGAUUCUCACGGCGACAUAUGCCGAUAUCCUUGCGGUCAAUCUGCCACUCAUAAUUUACUUCCGACAGCAUCUCUGGAAAGAGCUGUUCGCGACGACGUGGAAGCCACUUCGAUCAAAGAUAGCAGGCAUUAUAUCUCGUAUGCUAUCUCGCCUUCAGCUUGUUCGCGAUCGGGCAAACUCAGAUCAGUUCGACUUGUUCGUGAUUGCUUCUACUCUCGAAGAGCAGACAUCGGCCGCUGAAAUGCGUAGUAAAAGCAUGGAUUGCCGACAGACCGUGUAUGCAUGGUUGAGACCUACUGACAUGGAAAACGAUCAAGAGUAUCUCAGGCGAAUGCGUGUUGAGUACCCAGGGACUUGUACCUGGUUACUAGAAGACGAAACCUUCCAAGAGUGGUUCAUUCAGCAACCCGACAUGGCAGUGCCUCCGAAGUUCCUGUGGUUGAAUGGAAAACCUGGUGCUGGGAAGACAGUUCUUGCAUCCCUGGUCGUGGAAGAAGCCAGGAAGCUCGAUUCGAGUCCCACAAUCUUGUUCUUUUACUUCAAGCAAGAGGACAGCGACCGAAACAAUUUCAUAUCCAUGGCCCGUACUUUGCUUGCCCAAAUUCUUGAACAGAACCCUCACACUCUUGAAUACUUCUAUAGCAAAUGCUAUAGUGGGGGCACUUUGCUUCCUUCUCGUGCUCUUGUCGAGGAACUCUUGGGAUUUACUUUACGCAACUGUGAGUCGGCCUAUAUCGUGCUUGACGGCUUAGAUGAAUGCUGCACGAGGAAAGAGAGAGGAGAUAUCGCAAGCUGGUUUCGAAAACUUCUCGAGAACGGGCCUCCGGAGAUUCGUGGACGACUUCACUGUCUGUUCGUCAGCCAACAUGAUAGCGCCCGAAAGGACUAUCGCGACAUUCCGAAUAUUACAGCAGACGCAGAUAACAAUGAAGAGGACAUUGAAGCUUUCUGCGAGGUACAGGCUAGAAAGCUCAUCGAGAAGCUUGGUACUACGGAAGAAUACGCGCACGAGAUUGCUAGAAGAGUUUCUGCAGCAGCUGAAGGGGUUUUCCUCUUCGCUCAUCUCGUCUGGAUUAACCUCUGCGGUCAGAGCUCCCCCUACCGUUUAGAAUGCGAGAUGGAAACAUUCGACACUGAUCUGGACAAGCUGGAAAAGGUCUAUGCCCGUAUCAUGCAGACCAUUGUGAACAAGCCUGUUACUGCCGAACGUGAUGAGGCGUUGAUGCUUCUUGGCUGGCUUGUUUGUGCAAAACGCCCCUUGAAGCUACACGAAGUCCAGACGAUGAGAUCCAUCGACUUCGACACCAGAACUGUUGAAUUUGAAAGGCGAAAGUUUCGUGUUGACCCCAAGGAUCUCUGCGAAUCGCUGGUCGAUGUUCGGGGAGACGGGAGUAUCGAAUUGGUUCACAUGACUGCCAGGACAUAUCUCGCGAAGAGUCACUUUCUCGACGUUAUCGAUACCGGGCUUGAGAUGGCAACGCUCUGCAUUGACUACCUGAACUUACCAUCGUUCCAAAGUCCUUCCAAAGAGCAGGUACUGACCGGAGAAUACGGUUUUAUGGAAUACGCCAUUUCUUAUUGGCUUCGGCAUUUGGAGGCAGGGAUGAACUCAGCCCUUCCUGAGCACAACAGCAUCUGCCAGAAUCUUACGGAGUCCCUUGAGGUCUUAGUAGAGCAAUACUGGAACGAGUCAACUGCUAUUAGUGUCUCAACCUUGAGAUCGAUUCCUAACCGGACCAAGGAUCUGCUUCAGCAUUUCAGUCAUUGUCGAAGCUCCCACCAGAUUUGCCUAGCACUUAUCUCGACUGACAAAGGACUCAAGGAUUUUAGCGAUGUGCGCCCCGAAAAAUCAGCUUUAGACUUCGCAAGCGUCGUGAAGGCGGUUCGUGGCUGUGUGGAAGCGUACGUUCUCGAGGACCCAGACUCAGAGGCAUCUGAAGCUCUGAAAGAAAGAUAUGGCCGUAAUCUGUUCAAGUGUCCCAAAUUCAGCUGCAACUAUUUCACGGACGGCUUCUCGACCCAGGAACAGCGUGAGAAACAUGUUGAGCUACAUGAGCGUCCAGCUCGUUGUACCGAUGAACAUUGCAUAGGCUCUCAAAUUGGGUUUGCAACACCGGAGCAACUAGGCCGACAUCGGAGAGAGAAUCAUCCAGACUUCACUGUGCGCCGCUACGACUUUCCAACAGAUGAGGAAAUCAACGAUAGUAUACGGGAAGUUUCACCAGAACCCGACACUGUUGACGAGGAUGAACUUCCAAAUGUUCCCGAUCCAGCAGUCAUUCCCACCCCAGAUCAGACAGAGCCCCAGCCGACGCAGCCCAGAGGGACUAAACGUCAGAAAGUGAAGCAGGACUACAAGUGCGCACACUGCGACAAGACUUUCCAGAAGAAGUUCAACUGGAAGUCCCAUCUUCGAACGCAUGGUGACGAUGAGAAAUCACCAUGCAGCGGGUGCGACGCAACAUUCGCCAGGAGGAGCGAUCUUGUUCGCCAUAUGAAACUUCAUGAUCCAGCAAACACAGUCACAUGCGGUGGCGCACUUCCAAACGGUGGAAGGUGGGGGUGUGGAACCAAUUUUGCAAGACUAGAUAUACUGCGCAGUCAUCACAAGUCCAAAAAGGGUAGGCAAUGCAUCGCCGAAAGAGACGGCGAGGAACAACCCACUGCUUCAGGUACAUAGAUCGGGGACGCAGAUUGGAUAGACGCACCCCACGAGCGAACGUCCAUAGACUGAACCGGGCUUUGUUAUACCUCAUGGAUCAAGCUACAAUACACUAUAACUACACACAUUUCCUCUUAUUCGAGCCAUCCAAGAACCCUGUAGUAGUCGAGUAAUGCCAUGCCGCUC